Peronospora matthiolae is the source of this 930-nucleotide messenger RNA. The record is from the annotation of a GenBank genome assembly. NCBI's taxonomy places the organism in Eukaryota, Oomycota, Peronosporomycetes, Peronosporales, Peronosporaceae.
AUGAAACCACGAGCAGAUCUUCUGCUUUGCGUCGACUUUGAUGAGACCAUCACGGUACGCGACACGACCUCGCUGCUCCUGCAGCUGUCAUCCUGCUCGGUACAACGUCAGCAGCAGCUUGUGACGCAGUAUGUGAACGCGAUGGAAGGCUUUCUUGAUGGCUACAAAGCCAAGUGGAGACUGCGUACCAGCCCGAGUCGAAGAUGUGACAAGGUGGGGUUACACGCGUUUCUAAAGGGGUACGCUGCAGCGGACUUGCGUUCGGUGGCGCGAGUUGUCACGUCUCGAGCGCUGCAGGGGAUUCGACAUCAAGAUCUCGUCCAGGCUGCAAGUAUAGUACCGGUCCGACCGAAUUGUGCCGAUACGCUCGCAGCUGUGGACAGGUGGAAGGUCAUUUCUGCCAAUUGGAGCACACGUCUCGUGUCUUCUGUGCUGGCACAAGCUGGCGUUUCUAUCGGCGCCAUUGAGACGAUGCAGAUCAUUGGCAAUGAAAUGCUCGUGGAUGAAGAAGGAGUGACGACUGGAGCAAUCGACGUGAAGGUGCAAUCUCCUGAAGACAAAGCACGUUGCGUGAAUGAAGCGCGCUUGGAGCGCGCAGAGAUGCAGCCGACUGUCAUCUACGUCGGUGACAGCGCCAAUGAUGUGCUGGCUAUGCUGGAAGCUGAUGUGGGCAUUUGGUUUGUUGUUGACGGCACGGCAUCAUCUUUACUAGGCCAGCUGGUGAAAGCUUAUAGCAUUGACGUUCGACCACUGAUGACCGUCUGCUCGAUUGCAGAGUGUGCUGCCAUAGCGGCAUGCAGACCGACGGUAUUUACGAUGACAGACUGGGCACAGCUGCAGGCUUUUCUGUGGCAAACGACGUCUUUGAUCUUACAGUGUUGGCGGCUUUCUGUGAUGGAGGUGUGUGUAUUGAAUUCAGGAAGAGUCUAA